UCUGCUUUCGAAUUGGAGAGGCGCUGACUGUUGCAGAUGGAGAGAAGUGGGUUGCAGCAAAAAGGCCGGAAACGUAAUCAAACUCAGCAUUGGUCGCCUAACCGAUGGUUUCUGCUCAGCCUUAGCAGCAGUCUCGUUCAUCUCAAUCUCUCUUCUUGCUCAAUGAACGGGCCAUUUCCUCGUUCCUUGAAGAACUUGACCUCUCUCAGAGUUCUUGAUCUCUCCUAUAACUAUUUCAAUGGGUCCCUUCCAAAGAGUCUCGGCAACCUCUCUCAGCUGGAAGCCUUAGAUCUCACUGGCAAUUUCUUACGUGGGUCUAUCCCUGGAAUACUCCAGCACCUCUGCAAUUUGCGCAGCUUACUGCUCUCACGCAAUUAUUUAUCUGGGGACAUGUCUCGUAUGCUAGAAGGUGAAACAAGAUGCAAGAGAUUUACUUUGGAGGAAUUGGAUUUGUCGUUUAACCAACUAAAUGGGAGCUUACCUGAUUGGGUUUGGCAAAUGCAACACCUGAGCACACUCGAUCUUUCUUAUAACACGUUGGAUGGCGUUAUUUCAGAUACUCAGCUUGCCAAUAUGACAAAACUGAAGAAAUUGUCGCUUUCUGGUAACGGGUUGAUUUUUAACAUGAGCUCCGCUUGGGUGCCUCCUUUCAAGCUAAACACUAUAGAUUUGAGAUCUUGCAGAAUGGGUCCUCGGUUUCCUAUAUGGCUUCGGACACAAAGAGGAUUUCAGUAUUUGGACAUAUCCGAUGCAUUUAUUAUCGAUAAGAUCCCCAGUUGGUUUUGGGAUGCAUCUUAUGCAGUUGAUUACUUGAAUUUAUCAUAUAACAAGAUAAGUGGUGAUAUUCAUACGUCGGUGAAAUUUCUUAGAGCCACGACCAUCGACAUAUGCGUCAAUCUGUUUCAAGGAAAACUGCCUUCACUGAACUCUAAUGUAAAGAAUAUUUUUCUGGAUGACAACUUAUUUUCAGGAGAUACUCAACCAAUCUUAAAUGCAGAAAUGCUGAAUUUGAGGGAUGUUACAAUUUCACAAAACCUUCUGUCCGGUGAAAUUCCCUCAGCUAUAUGCAACUUUUCAUCCAUGCAACUCCUCGACCUCUCUAGCAACAACAUAUCAGGAAAUAUUCCGGAAUGUCAGUCCAACAAAGAUUCGCCACCGUCACCUUAUGUUAUAAAUUUGGCAAACAAUUACCUCCAUGGUUCAAUUCCUCCGUGGAUGGCGGGUCCAGUUCCUCAAUUGACAGCUGAAUCCCAUUUGACAGAAUUACGUCUGAACAAUAACAGUUUCGAUGGUGAAAUCCCUUCUUUCUUGAGAUAUUGUAACCGUAUGACUAUACUUGAUCUUGGAGAAAACAAGUUAACUGGGAAAAUACCAUCAUGGAUUGGAGAGGGUCUUUCAUCUCUGAAAUUUCUUCGCUUGCGCUCAAAUAUGUUAACGGGCAAAAUCCCACAACAACUAUCAUAUCUUACUUCUCUUCAAAUGUUGGACCUGGCGCAAAAUAAUCUAUCAGGAACCAUACCGAAUUCAUUUAAGAAUUUUAGUGCAAUGACCAAAGUAAAUAGGACAGUAGAAGGUAUCAUCAGCUAUAGAGAUGGUGCAUCUCCUUCUGUGGAAAUUGCAUCUUCAAAAUUUGAAGAGAUAAUAGAGGUGGAAAUAAAAGGGAGACAACUUGACUACACAAAAACACUCUCUCUGGUUAUGGUCCUCGAUCUUUCAUGCAAUAACUUAUCUGGAGAAAUCCCGAUAGAACUGAUGGACCUCAUCGGUUUGCAGAGCUUGAACUUAUCAAAGAACCAGUUGGAGGGAUAUAUUCCUGAUAAGUUUGGCGGCAUGGCACAACUGGAAGCUCUUGACCUGUCGAUGAACCACUUAUCCGGAAAAGUUCCUGGGAGCAUAGUUUUAUUGACCGCAUUAAGUUACCUGAAUCUUUCUCAUAAUGACUUGUCAGGUAGAAUUCCAUCAGGCAACCAGAUUCAGACUCUCACAGAUCCAUCCAUUUAUGCUGGAAACAGUGAUCUUUGUGGAUCCCCGCUACCCAGAUGCCCAGGCGAUGAACACUCCAGGGUUCCAACUCAAGGUGCAGAUGCUGAAGAUGAAGACGGCGAUUCAGAUAUGUUCGAGCUGUAUCUCGGUAUGGGCAUAGGAUUUGCCGUCGGGUGGUGGGUUAUCUGCGGAGCAUUUAUUUUUAAGAACUCUUGGCGGGUUGCAUGUUUUCAGUACUACGAUGAUAUGGAAAACAGUUUUAUUGUGACAAUGGAUACUUUACGAAGAAGGCCGACAUUGAGCAACUUCAGGGUCACGGACGAAGGGCGAGUUACUAAUAUUAUACAUUGA
Messenger RNA from Asparagus officinalis (garden asparagus), 2334 nucleotides. RefSeq names its product serine/threonine-protein kinase BRI1-like 1. Lineage: Eukaryota; Viridiplantae; Streptophyta; Magnoliopsida; Asparagales; Asparagaceae. The record is from RefSeq and is a predicted model, not a curated record. Gene Ontology annotation, molecular function: protein binding. The coding region runs from base 37 to 2334 and encodes 765 amino acids. The transcript has 2 exons.